Molecule: messenger RNA, 483 nt
Organism: Panicum virgatum (switchgrass)
Lineage: Eukaryota; Viridiplantae; Streptophyta; Magnoliopsida; Poales; Poaceae
Exons: 3
Coding region: 1-483 (160 amino acids)
Cellular component (GO): cytosol; cytoplasm
Molecular function (GO): phosphatase activity
Source: RefSeq, a predicted model, not a curated record
AUGGGAUAUCUCCAAGGCUUGAAAUGGGAUGAUGCUGUAAAGAAAUAUCCAGAUGUUUUCAGAGCCUUUGACAUUUCUAAAAUUGCUGAGAGCAGAAAUCAAGAAAUACCGGGUGGUGGAGAAAGCCCGAAUCAGUUAAAUGAGCGAUGUGUUUCUUACUUAAAUAAGAUUGCCCAAGAACACACCGAUGCAUGCUCAUGGCAGUUCUCAAGCAUUUGGUUCUACGCUAAUUAUGCUGCUAUUGCAUGGAUAGGGGAGAGGGUUGUGGUGGUCUCCCACAGUGCAGCCAUACAGGAGCUGUGCAGGCACACCUAUCCACCCAACAGCUCCAUUCAUAGGAACAUUCCUAACACUUCAUUGAACGUUUUCCGUGUCUCCGGCGUCACUGGGCGGUGGAUCCUCGAGAGGUGUGGAGACGUCAUCCAUCUUGAUGGAAAUGGCAUUCGGGAGAACUCAUUUGUGGGCGACGGGGCCUCUGUGUAA